This is a messenger RNA of Hydatigera taeniaeformis, 1707 nucleotides long. The record is from the annotation of a GenBank genome assembly. Lineage: Eukaryota; Metazoa; Platyhelminthes; Cestoda; Cyclophyllidea; Taeniidae.
UCUUUGUUAUCUGCCUGCUAUAAUCUUACUCGAGCACACUACAAAUUUGUGCAUACUUAUAGGUUAGCGCUCUACGUCUACGAGUACUUGGUCUAUUCUGGAGCCCAAAAAGCCGCGCAGACAUUCCUUCAGGAAGUGAGUAGUUCCAUUAACCGCUAUCGCUUUGACCAUUCGCCCCUCAUGGCACUCCUUGCUGUUGAGCUUAAAACAAUCCAUUGUAAGGCUCGUUCACUCAUAUUUAAACUGUUCACAAACGCACUUUAUUUCUCAACAUCACGUUACUUUUUUUCCUUUAAGAUUGGAUGGGAGAAGCAUAUUGUUCCCAACGAGGCUCCUGGUUUCCUUUUUUCAUGGUGGAGUGUGUUCUGGGAUCUCUAUUGCGCCGCACCGGAGAGACGCGAUGUUCUUAAGCACUCCCCUGAUGCUCGCGCUUUCUACGACUACGGUUUGGCCAAUCCAGGCUUUGUUCCCAACUGUCCACAGCCAUCAACAAUGCCGAGUCCGGGCAUACACUAUGUUCAGGGUCGGAACGCUCCACCUUCCAUGCUUCAACACCAGCAAUACGUCUCCCAACCUCGUCCAAUGUACCCGCCUGGAAUCUCGCGCCCUAAUGAUAAGAUACCUGGUAUAGUGCCUAUGGGUGAACAACAUCUGGAGGCCUUUUUGUCUUCCCCAUCUGCCGUCACCGCUGCUGCAUUCCGCCCCAACUCAAACAUUCCAUCUCUCCCCAUUGCAUCGGCUCCUACCGUGACACUGAGACAUCAGCCACGCCCAAUGGGACCACGAGGAGCCUUGGUGGCAAAUGGCAACGCAGUUGGAUCCCUCAAUUCCUCAUCCUCCACCACUUCCUCCUCCUUCUCAGGCUCUUCUCCUAAUGGCGACUUCCAAUCAAGCCUGCAUCAACAAUUCGGUCGUCCUCACCCCUUUCAACAGCAGCGCUCCCUUCCUCUCAAGAUGUCACCUUGUACGCCUAAUGGCCUGCUUCCUUCACAGCAGCAGCAACAACCGCAAUGGGGUCCAGGUCUUAGCCACUCAGUUGAUUUCUUGGGUAACCCCCAGUCCAGUUCUAAGAUGUCUCCAGAUAUCGGCACAACUACAUCUUCUAUGCUCUUUGACCCGACCUUGAUGGAGCAACUUCAGUCGGCACCGCACCCACAGCCUACACCACUGCCAUCGUCAAGCGGUAGUGGAGCUGGUGCUGGCGAUGGCUUUGCUUUCUUUGGUCAGACUGAUGGUCUGCCAGUAGAUGAGACCGUAGUGUCGGGUGGGCAGCCGCAACAGCAGUCACAACCAUCCACCUCUUCUCAAAUCAGUCAACUGCUCUCGCCCUCACCCGUACAACAAGCACCCCGUUCGGACGCCCCGCGCUCCAAGGCGGCAAGCAUUGAGGAGGCGCUUCUCCUUAGUGCUCCUGAGCUGGAGCUAUUGGCCGGUUCCGAUGAUGCUACUGGGAUUGUGGAGGGUCCAGACCAAUCAAUAAACGGCCCCCCUCCUGGUCGAGUCUUUGAUAGCGACCCGAUGAAAGUUGCAGAGACGCCAAACAUGCUUUUUCCAAACAGUGACGACCUUCGGACGAUACCAAACCUGGCAGACGUGAUGCAGGACUCUACUUCCGGUGACCUACUAUCUUCAGGAUCAUCUGUGCAGAAGCCAUUCUGUCCCUUAAAGGACAUAGAAGCCUCCGCGGCUCUCUUUUUGCAGGAGUAG